AGGAACACGCCCAACGUGAUAGAGUAGACACAACUGUUCCCAACAACAAUUAUACUGUUAUCUUUCUUUUUUAUAAAGAAAAUCUAAACUCAACCAACGUCACAAUGAGUAAGGACACAGAGGUGGACAUGAAGGACGUGGAGUUGAAUGAGAUGGACCAGGAGAAGCAGCCGAUGACAGGCGGGGCAGGGAACGGAGAUGCCGGUUCUCCCACCAGCACGGAGAAGAACGGCAGCGUUAAAGUGAAAAUCCCUGAGGAGACUGAGACUAAAUUUACCGGUCUAUCCAAAGAGGAACUCCUCAGAGUCGCUGGAACACCUGCGUAAGAAACAAGACCUGGAAAAAACUGUAGCUCAUAACAAAAUAUAGGUUAACGGAUGUUUACAAUGCAAAAGUUAGGGUAUAAUAUUGCAUUACUAAUUCAUCUCUCUCCCUCCAUCUCCUAAAGGUGGGUCCGGACACGAUGGGCCCUUCUGAUUCUGUUCUGGCUGGGCUGGCUGGGGAUGCUGGCUGGUGCUGUGGUCAUCAUUGUUCAAGCACCUCGCUGCAAAGACCUUCCUGCCAUGAACUGGUGGAAUUAUGGACCUCUGUACCAAAUUGGAGAUGUGCAAGCGUUCAGCGAGUCCCAGAAUCUGAAGGGUAAGAGUCACUGAAAGGGGUGAUGAUGAAUUACAUUUUAGCAGACGCUCUUAUCCAGAGCGACUUACAGUUAGUGAGUGCAUACAUUUUCAUGCUGGCCCCCCGUGGGAAACGAACCCACAACCCUGGCGUUGCAAGCGCCAUGCGCUACCAACUGAGCUACAGGGGAGACAUUUGUGGUGAACCCCACUAGUAGGUCACAGCCAAGUUAUAUUAAGUAGUACUUUGAGUACAGUACCAGUCAAAGGUUUAGACACACCUACUCAUUCGAGGGAUUUUCUAUUUUUUUCUACAUUGUAUAAUAAUAGUGAAGACAUCAAAACUAUGAAAUAACACAUAUGGAAUCAUGUAGUAACCAAAGAAGUGUUAAACAAAUCAAAAUAUAUGUUAGAUUUUAGGUUCUUCAAAUUAUCCGCCCUUUGCCUUGAUGACAACUUUGCACACUCUUGGCAUCUCUCAACCAGCUUCAUGAGGAAUGCUUUUCCAACAGUCUUGAAGGAGUUCCCACAUACGCUGAGCACUUGUUGGCUGCUUUUCCUUCCCUCUGCCGUCCGACUCAUCCCAAACCAUCUCAAUUGGGUUGAGGUCGGGUGAUUGUGGAGGCCAGGUCAUCUGAUAUAGCACUCCAUCGCUCUCCAUCUUGGUCAAAUAGCCCUUACACAGCCUGGAGGUGUGUUGGGUCAUUGUCCUGUUGAAAAACAAAUGAUAGUCCCACUAAGCGCAAACCAGAUGGGAAUGGCGUAUUGCUGCAGAAUGCUGUGGUAGCCAUGCUGGUUCAGUGUGCCUUGAAAUCUAAAUAAAUCACUGACAGUGUCACCAGCAAAGCACCAUCACACCUCCUCCUCCGUGCUUCACGGUUGGAACCACACAUGCGGAGAUAAUCCGUUCACCUACUCUGCGUCUCACAAAGACACGGGUUGGAACCAAACAUCUCAAAAGACCAAAGUCUACAUUCCAUUGCUCGUGUUUCUUGGCCCAAGCAAGUCUCUUAUUGGUGUCGUUUAGUAGUGGUUUCUUUUCAGCAAUUCGACCAUGAAGGCCUGAUUUCACACAGUCCCCUCUGAACAGUUGAUGUUGAGAUGUGUCUGUUACUUGAACUAUGAAGUAUUUAUUUGGGCUGCAAUUUCUGAGGCUGGUAACUCUAAUGAACUUAUACUCUGUAGCAGAGGUAACUCUGGGUCUUCCUUUCCUGUGGCGGUCCUCAUGAGAGCCAGUUUCAUCAUAGCGCUUGAUGGUUUUUGCGACUGCACUUGAAGAAACUUUCAAAGUUCUUGAAAUUUUCCAUAUUGACUGAUCUUCAUGUGUUAAAGUAAUGAUGGACUGUCGUUUCUCUUUGCUUAUUUGAGCUGUUCUUGCCAUGGACUUGGUCUUUUACCAAAUAGGGCCAUCUUCUGUAUAUCACCCCUACCUUGUCAUAACACAACUGAUUGGCUCAAACACAUUAAGAAGGAAAGAAAUUCCACAAAUUAACUUUUAACAAGGCACACCUGUUAAUUUAAAUGCAUUCCAGGUUACUACCUCAUGAAGCUGGUUGAGAGUGCCAAGAGCGUGCAAAGCUGUCAUCAAGGCAAAGGGUGGCUAAAUUAAAGAAUGUCAAAUAUAAAAUAUAUUUUGAUUUGUUAAACACUUUUUUUUGGUUACUACAUUAUUCCCUAUGUGUUAUUUCAUAGUUUUGAUGUCUUCACUAUUAUUCUACAAUGUAAAACUAAAGAAAAACCCUUGAAUGAGUAGGUGUGGUCAAACUUUUGACUGGUACUGUAUAUGAAACCACAUAGACUGGGUGGGAUUACUGAGUGAGGUUCUGGGGACACUGAAAUUGGGUCUCUGGUGAUAGUGUGUGUGUUGGGGAGGGGUCUGACGCGGUGUCUAGACAUGAUAUUACAUGAGAUAAAAUACAUAUGCUUUAGCAAUUCCAUGUGUGCGCUAUAGGAGCAUUGAGGUCAGAUGUAUUGCACAUGAACACGUUUCCCACUCCAGUGACUCCGCUCUGGGGGAUGGAGCCUGCUGAACCAGCAUAAUCCAGUUUCUUCCCCUGUCCCCUCGCUACACCCUCACUGACUGGUUUGGCAGGUUUCUUGUUUGGGGGUAUUAGUCACACCAGGAACUGGGCUACACAAUGACUGUGGAACUUUUUUGUGGGAGCACAGCUAUUACCGCCAGUUACUAUUCACUUGAUAGGGCUUUAUAGAAAAUGAGAUUUACAUAAAGAUGGCAAUGAAAAUAUAUAUAUAUUUUUUUUUAAAUUCUUUUUACAAAUGAGAUUUAAAAUCCAUACUGAAGGGGUUGCUCUCCCUAAUUCAGCAGUGUUAUUAAUUAUACAUGAAUGACCACUUUUAGUAAGCAGUUUUCUAAUGUGUAACAGGUGUGGAGGAGAAGCUUGACAGUCUGGGCCAGCUGAAGGUGAAGGGACUGGUUGUUGGGCCCAUCCAUGUUGCCCCUGCAGACAACCUUGAGAGCCUGAAAUUUGAGGAGAUAUCCAAUGACGCUGGCAAUCUGGAACAGUUCAAAGGCCUCAUUAUAGCUGCGCACAAGAAGAGUGAGUAUAGUCCCUCUUUAUAGGGGCUUCAUUUAUACACUAUUUCAAUCGUUGUCUCCUGAAACUGCUCAUUGGUUGGGCAGUGGUCUGUUGAAGUUCAGAUGGACUAACUCUCGCCCCUCUCUGACAGGCAUCAAUGUGAUCCUGGAUCUGACUCCCAACUAUCUGGGAAGCGGACCAUGGUUCUCUAACGUCAGUGUCACCAACGUUGCUGAGAGACUGAAGGUAAGAGUUCGGCGCAUCUCUUCUCAGUGAACUCAUUAAAUCCACUCCUAAUCAGUCCCAACAAUGUAUUUGCGUGUAUCUAUCUAAUAAUGUGUGAACCCUCUCUCCGUCCAGUCUGCGCUGGUGUUCUGGUUGAACCAAGGUGUGGAUGGGAUCCAGCUGUCUGGUGUAGAGCGCGUGGCCAGCAUGGUUCCAUCUCUUUGGGCUGACAUUCGAGCCAUUGUCCAGAAUGGGACUGAGGAGGGAAAGAGAAGGUGAGUACAUGUCCACCAUUAUGUACAUCACACUCAGAACUCAACUGGGCCUCUCAGUAGAUUGUUAUGCAUGGGAGCCACCUGGCGGUUUAGUGACAGUAUUGUGUUUCCAUAAAAUUUUCGUCCUCCACAAAAUGGCUAUUGGCUAACUUGUGCCCUCUAGUGGUGUAAAUUGCACUGACUGCUGCUGAGAAGAAAGCUGAUACUUUAUCUUAAUUCUAUUACAAUGGGUACAUUGUGUGACUUGUGUAGAUAACAUUCAUUGAGGAAAGGAAUGCAUUUUUUUGUUUCUUGCUCAGGAUUCUGAUUGGAGUGACUGCAAGGACCUCUGCUGUUGAAGUCUCUGAACUGCUGAACUCCACUGGGGUGGACCUACUCCUAUCCGGGGCCCUCAGGUCUAAGACCAUGACCGCUUUGGAUCGCGCUCAGACUGUCCAGCAGCUGCUCUCCUCCCACAACCAGACCAAGCUAGCCUGGAACAUUGGGGACAGGAAGGAGGGUCACCUGGCCACACUGGUGGGCCCAGACAAGGUCAACUUCAACCAGAUGCUCUUGCUGACGCUGCCCGGAACCCCAGUGUUCAACUAUGGGGAUGAGAUUGCCCUGGCUGAUGAGGUGAGCAGGGGGUUUCCAUAACUAAUGUAUCACAAAACAAAUAACAGCUUUAGCCUUGGAGAAAUGUGUCAUACUUUUUAAAAGGAUAUAUUUUCUUGAUUUUUACUGGUGUUAAUUGUUCUAUAACAGGAUACAAAGUUCCCUAAGAUGCUGUGGGAUUCCCUGGAUGAUGAGGAGACAAAUGGAACUGCUAAGGUAAGUGAGAUGCUAAUGCAUACACAUUAUGCAUUAUGUAUGUGUAUAAAAAUACACAUACACUAAUGCACAUCAGAUUCAUUCUGAUUAAAAAAAAUACAACUGUUGGCAAAGCAAGGAAAUUCAUGUUUAAUUCUUACCACCCUCAGAAGGAGAAAGAACAGAGGCUCGCCUGCCGUUCCUUCUUCAAGACACUGAGUGACCUGCGUGGAAAAGAGCGUUCCCUGCAGCAUGGGGACUACAUUCCCCUUUUCAACUCCACCUCUGCCCUGGCCUACCUCCGCCAGUGGGACCAGAGUGGGCGCUACAUCGCUGCCUUCAACUGGGGCAGUGACGCGGUGACCCUUCAGCUGGCCCACCCUGACCGGCCUGCUCAGGCUGUGGUCCAGGUGAGCACAGACAAGGCCAACCUGGCCCCCGACAGUGCCGUUGAGCUCUCUGCACUGGAGUUGGGCCCGGGCCAGGCUGUCCUGCUACAGUUCCCCUACGUAGCCUAGAGAGGGGGGAGAUCCCAGCACCAUCUGUAUGUGGGCAUUGAUGUUAAAGUAGUUGUCUCUCCGUGGUGAACAUUUUUAAAAUCACUUAUGCUAGUUAUUUUUUUAGGGCAUUCUGUUACUUUUUUUUUAUGUCUGAAAAAUAGUUACUGUAUCAUUCACACUGAUACUUCUGGUCAAAGAAUUUUAGCUUAGAAAAUAGUAACUGCUGUGAAUUAAUUCUGUAUUCUAGAAUACGGUGUUGUCUGACAUACAAACACAAAUGUCCUCAUCGCAAGCACCAGUCAAGCCUCUGCAACCAUCUGUCUAUCUUGCUGUUACUGAAAAUACAUUCCAGACCAUGAAAUACCAUGAUUGAUUUUAGCAUUUUAAAAGUUUGUAUUUUAUGUACUUUUUUUUUAGUUGCUUUUGGGGGGCUUGGUUGCUCCCUUACUAAAAUGUUGUAAUUGUGUUCAAAAGUAAUGCCCCUCUCCUUUCUCACGUUUCAAGAAGUCUCUGAUGUUAUGAUUGCUUUUGCAGCUGAGGGAAGUGAAGAACACAUCAAAGGUGGAGGGGCUGAAACUCUUUCAUCAUACUAAAUGAAAUUGCCAUGAUAUAAAACAGGGGAAAUAAAUCAAACUGAAUACAACCCUUACUAGUCUGUUAUAUUUAGGCUAGCAAUGUUGUGUGAAAUCUAAACCCUAGAUUAGACAUUAAAGCUAGCCCUCUAUCCACUCUACAAACUUCAGACUUCCACCCAGGACCAGGUGCACUUGAACGUCUCUUGGUAUCUUUAUUUAUAGAUAUCCAUAGUGCAUGGGGGGAGCUCUGUCUCACCUGACUAUGUGAACACUUAUUAAAAAUGUAUAUGCAAACCCUGGGGGAGACACCUCUAUAGACGGACACAGUGACUGCUGCUGUUUGCACCCACAGAAGUGGAUUAUGAGAUGGUGGUUGACUAAACAUAAGAACAUAAUAUAUGCAUUCAAGAGUAUAAAUGUGUGAUAAAAAUGCACUCUAUUUAGCUGGGACAAUCUAUUUGUUGAUCAGUCUAGGAUGGAAAAGCCUCUGUGGGAGGAACAAUCAAUGAUGACGUUCAAGCCAUACGACUGCCAUUGGCCUAGUUGAUUUUGGAUUUCCAUCAGAA
Messenger RNA from Coregonus sp. 'balchen', 6084 nucleotides. The record is from the annotation of a GenBank genome assembly. NCBI's taxonomy places the organism in Eukaryota, Metazoa, Chordata, Actinopteri, Salmoniformes, Salmonidae.